Salvelinus sp. IW2-2015 is the source of this 840-nucleotide messenger RNA. The record is from RefSeq and is a predicted model, not a curated record. NCBI's taxonomy places the organism in Eukaryota, Metazoa, Chordata, Actinopteri, Salmoniformes, Salmonidae.
UGAAUGUGAGGGCUCUAUAGGGGCCUAUCAACACAGGAUGCAGUGGGGCUCUGGUCUGGUCCAGCCCCAGCCACGAUGCCCAUCACCCAGGAGAACGCCCUGAGCCACCUCCCUCUGUUGGAGGACUGGCUCCUGGGGGCGCAGACCAGGGACCAGGACAACUAUGGAGACCCAGAUCAGCAGUCCGCCACCAGCAGAGACCCGGACCAAGACUCUUACCAGGAGUCAGAACACGAGGUGGAUGCCUGCAGCACGGUCAGUGGCAGCACGGUCAGUGGCAGCACGGUCAGUGGCAGCACGGUCAGUGGCAGCACGGUCAGUGGCAGUACGGUCAGUGGCAGUACGGUCAGUGGCAGCACGGUCAGCGGCUGCAGAGGUACCAGCAGAGACAUGUCUUUAUGUCAGGCCGCUAUACAGAAACUGGUGGAGUACAUUCAGCUCAACUUCACCGAGGACGAAGAGCCCGUGCGGAGGUCUCUAGAGAGACCGCCGUGCGGAGGUGUGGACGCGGAGGUGCGAGCCGUGUGUCUCACCAAGAGAGAGGGGGACGGGGCAGAGCUGGGACUGAGUUUCGGUAACAUCCCGAUAUUUGGGGAUCCGGAGGGGGAGAACAGGAAGAAGGGAGGGAGGAGGAGGAGUAGGAGGAAGGGGGAUCAGGGACCCGUGUUGGACGUGGGGUGUAUCUGGGUGACGGAGGUGAGGAAGAGAAGUCCCGCGGCGAGGUGCGGUAGGAUUAAACUACGAGACGAGUUGCUGUCACUCAACGGUCAGCUGAUGGUAGGCGUGACGUCACGGGAGCCAGGUAGAGGAGCCUUUUCUAAUGAUAGUAAUGCAUCUUAA